This is a messenger RNA of Parasteatoda tepidariorum (common house spider), 1565 nucleotides long. RefSeq names its product U-scoloptoxin(01)-Cw1a. NCBI's taxonomy places the organism in Eukaryota, Metazoa, Arthropoda, Arachnida, Araneae, Theridiidae. Gene Ontology annotation, molecular function: chitin binding. The record is from RefSeq and is a predicted model, not a curated record. Gene Ontology annotation, cellular component: extracellular region.
GAUGCAAGUGAAAGUAUUCUAGCAUCAUCUUCAUCCCAUCUUUUCCUUUCUCCAAGAAAGCAAUCCUUCUCCUCCAUAGGGAUAUACCACCCCUUUAAGUUCUAUUGAGAUCUUUCUAGUUCCUACAUUUCAAUUCCUACCACAAUGAGAUCUUUAGCAGUAGUCGCUCUUGUUGCCUUAGGCCUUGCAGUUGCCCUACCUAGAAUGAAAAGACAAGCCUUCUUCUUACCAGAUGGCGUUGAACUCAUUGUAGGACCCAUCAACACCAACUUCAACUGCGAAGGUCUCCGUUACGGUUAUUACGCCGACGUGGACAACAACUGCCAGAUCUUCCAUGUCUGCCACCCAAUUGUCCAUGCUGACGGUAACCAAGAAACUCUCCACUACAGUUUCUUCUGCGGAAACCAGACGGUUUUCAACCAACUGACGCUGACCUGCGCCUUCCCUGAAGACGCUGUCCCAUGCCAGAACGCCAGAGAUUUCUACUACGUCAACGACAACAUCGGAAUUGAAGAUGCCCAAUUCUUGAGGGACGAAGAUGUUGCCAGGGCACAACAGCUCAUCCAAGGCAAGAAGAAAUAAGCUAACCAGGACCGGACCAUCAAUUCUAUCUCCUCCCAACUUCCUAUAAGAGUAUGGCUGCACAAUCAUGGUUAAGGUCUGGAUAUCAUUAUGGUUAUGUGAAGAUCUCAGAAAGACCACGUUCCAGGGACUAACAAGAACUCCCAGCUUCCGCUACAGGCCUAAGAACUGUUUAUUUUUCUUUCAUCAAGUGCUUAAGCCAUUUUCAGCGGACAAAUCGUCUGCUAUGCUGUUCUAAUACCGGUGGUUGGUUUCGUUGGGAUCUAUACCUGUGACUUUCAAAAAAUACCCGUUACUUAGGUUUCGUUACUAUGAAACGCACAUGUCUAUAACUACUACUUUUUUCUUUGUUGUCUAUUUUGUUAAUAUUUUUUUUACAUAUUUUAAAUAGAUUUUUCUUUUAAAUAUGUUCUACUUCAGUAGAAUACUGCCAUUUUCUUCUUACAAACAGACACUGCCAGUACUUAAUUUUUCUUUCUUUCGAUAUUGAGCUAUUGUUCUAUUGUUAACGGCUUUUUUUUUUAAUAUUUUGCAGCCAUAUCCUAGUCUUUGCCAAAUGAAUGUUUUUUUUUUUAAUUUUUUUUUUAUUUUUUCUCGUAAGCUUUCGGGGCGAUUCGAACUAUUUUACUAACUUAUCUCUUUAGCUCUAGUAUUUGUUACGUCUUUCAACUUUUUUUGUUCCUUUUUUUUUUAAAUGUACCUCUUGACGAAGAUCGCCACUGAUGUUAAUCAUCAACGUGUCCUGGUCUUUUUUUCUCUCAGCCCUAUGUUCUUUCGUGGUUUCGGUGUCUGAAGCGCAAAGCUUCUUUCUCAGUUGGCGAUAUAUCGCCAAAUGGUGCUGGUGCCCAAUCUCUAAAGUGCGCGAGUCUAUUACUUCUUGGAAGCCCCUAUGUAUAUAUACGUACAUUCUGUAGUAUAAAACUGUUGUAUAUGUUAUAUAUUAUAUAUAUUAUUGUGAUAAAUAAAGCAAGCAUUUUGAAAGA